This is a messenger RNA of Sander lucioperca (pikeperch), 1917 nucleotides long. Its product is annotated as axoneme-associated protein mst101(2)-like. The coding region runs from base 84 to 1448 and encodes 454 amino acids. The transcript has a single exon. The record is from RefSeq and is a predicted model, not a curated record. Lineage: Eukaryota; Metazoa; Chordata; Actinopteri; Perciformes; Percidae.
AGCUGGUAACCACUACACACAGUGUCUUGUUUUACAGUGAAGUCCGAUCUACGUCAGAGACGAUCUUCAAACAAACGAACAAAAUGGAGAUGGAAGUCCUGCUCAUUGAGUCCCAGAGGAAGGUGAGCCAGAUGGAGGAACAAAUCCACCAGAGGGACACUGAAAUCCUGGAUCUCAGCAGGAAGAACGAGACUCUUUCUCAGACGCUCGCGGAGAAAAUAGACCAGCUGAAAAGCAAAGAAGCUGAACUCCAACAGAGCAAGAAAAGGUUCACACAGGACCUGACUGAGAAAGAAAAAAGCUGGGAGACCAGAUUUUUCUUUUUGCAGAUGAAGUGUAACUGUCUGGAAGAGAAUCUCAAGAAGAAGCAGGCCGAGAAUAAAGACUGGCAGAAGAAAGUAAAACAGAUGGAUGAGGAAAAGGUGGAACUGGAAGAAAAGUUCACAAAGGACCUGAAUGAGAAAGAAAACAGCUGGGAGACCAGAUAUUUCUUUUUGCAGAUGAAGUGUAACUGUCUGGAAGAGAAUCUCAAGAAGAAGCAGGCCGAGAAUAAAGACUGGCAGAAGAAAGUAAAACAGAUGGAUGAGGAAAAGGUGGAACUGGAAGAAAAGUUCACAAUGGACCUGAAUGAGAAAGAAAAAAGCUGGGAGACCAGAUAUUUCUUUUUGCAGAUGAAGUGUAACUGUCUGGAAGAGAAUCUCAAGAAGAAGCAGGCCGAGAAUAAAGAUUGGCAGAAGAAAGUAAAACAGAUGGAUGAGGAAAAGGUGGAACUGGAAGAAAAGUUCACAAAGGACCUGAAUGAGAAAGAAAAAAGCUGGGAGACCAGAUAUUUCUUUUUGCAGAUGAAGUGUAACUGUCUGGAAGAGAAUCUCAAGAAGAAGCAGGCCGAGAAUAAAGACUGGGAGAAGAAAGUAAAACAGAUGGAUGAGGAAAAGGUGGAACUGGAAGAAAAGUUCACAAAGGACCUGGACGAGAAAGAAAAGAGCUGGGAGACCAGAUUUAACGCUUUGCAGACGAUGCACAACUCUCUGCAAGAGAAUCUCAAGACGGAGCUGGCCGAGAAUAAAGACUGGCAGAAGAAAGUAAAACAGAUGGAUGAGGAAAAGGAGGAACGGGAAGGAAAGUUCGCAAAGGACCUGGCUGAGAAACAACGGAGCUGGGAGAUUAAGGACAAACAGAUGAAGGAGGAGAAGAAGGAAGUGGAAGACCUCUGUCUGAAAAUGAAUGAGAAGAGAAGAGGUUUCUUGUUUCGCAAGAAGGCCGGCGACAGACAGGCAGAGUUGGAGAAAAUGAAAAGCAAAAUGUCCCAGAAGGAGAUGAAAAAGACAGGGAAGAUAGAGAAAGCCGAGAAGAAAAAGAAAGAAGCAAAGAUGGAUAAAGAAAAGGAGAAGGUAGAGAAGGGUUUUCUCAGCUGGAUGAACAGAAAGAAGUGUAACAAAGCUGAAUAAAAAAGGGCAGAGGAAGAUUAACUUUAUAUUAUAGACGUGAUGUCUAUAAUAUAAAGCUGUACCAUUGCCUCGAUCCUCUGUCUCCCUUCUUCACCUCUCCACCCUCCCUCCUUCCACACCUUCAUCUACCUCACCCCUCCUUCUAUCCAUCCUUCCUCCCUCCACCUCCCCUUCACCUCCAUCCCCCUCCAUCCAAAUAUUUGCACUUUAGGCUCAUUGGAAACUCUAAAUUCAAUCAACAUUAUUUUUUUUUAAUUUUUGGGUUUUCUCCUGGCUGCUCAGGUUUUUUCUCCCACAAACCAAAUCACUUCCGGCUGAUUGGACACUCUAAAUUGCCACCAAAAUAUUAACAAAAGGAAACUUAACAUUCAUCAAUCAAAUUAACAUUCAAUCAAUUAGAUAAAAGUGCAAUAAUAUUCAUGUAUGGGUUUUCCCUGGUGCUCAGGUUUUCUCCCACUAUCCAAAUAUG